AUGACUAGCGACACACCAAAUUUCGAUGAUCCGCGUAUUUCCUUUGAUAAAGCAAAACAGAAUUGGGUUUUGGAGGGCGAUGAUGGCAGCGAGAUGGAGUGGGAUGUUAAAUUUCAACGAUUCGUUUCUGUGGCUGAUUUAGACCAAUUAUCUGCUCAACAGGCUGCUUACGGUGUUAGUGGCGUUGACGAGAGCACUCCGGCAGACGUCGUAGCCAGACGACACGAGAAGAAGCGCAAGGAUUUCACAUCGAACAAGCCCAACGAUAGUAACGCCAAAAGAGAUAAACCUCCUCCACCAAAAACUGCUGUCUUCGUCACUGGCCUCCCUCCUGACGUCACCGUCGAUGAAAUUGCAGACGUCUUCUCCAAGUACGGCGUUCUCCUCACCAACGACGAUGGCAGCCCGAAAGUAAAGCUUUAUACAGACGAUCUUGGUAAUUUCAAAGGUGAGGCUUUGGUGGUGUAUUAUAAGCAGGACAGCGUUAGUCUUGCCGUGCAACUACUCGACGAUACCGAGCUUAGGUAUGGCGAUGGCAGUGCUAUUAGAGUCUCUGUCGCAGAUUUCAAGCCUGAGGCUAGUGAUCACACCAAUAGCAAGCACACCACACAGAAACCCGCUAAACCUCUCACUGAAGAAGAAAAAAGGAGGAAACAGACAAAGUUCAGGAAAUUGGAUGAGAAACUUAACGAUUGGGAUAGCGAAGAUGAGUCUGGCCUGGCUGAUCGGUUGCCCUCGAAUACUACCUCAAGAGUCGUCGUACUGAGGCAUAUGUUUACUCCCGGUGAACUGAAAGAGGAUCCAACGCUGUUGCUCGAUUUGAAGCAAGAUGUACGCGAAGACGCCGAGCAAAUUGGAAAGGUGACAAGCGUGGUGCUUUACGAUGCUGAGCCAGAUGGAAUCAUGACUGUCAAGUUCUCAGAUCAUAUCGCAGCACAGGCGUGUGUGUUGAAAUACGAAGGUAGAUACUUUGCAGGCAGGAGAGUGGUCAGCUACCUCUACGAUGGCAAGGAGACGUUUAAAACCACUGAAAGCACCAACAAAUACACUGAGACAGCUGAACAAGACGAGCAACACAGGUUGAAUGACUUUGUCAUGAUGGAAUCGAUGGACGCCGACGAGACGUCUUUAUUCCCAAGUGAAGAUGAGUUAGAGAUGGAGAGUAUUGAGAUGGCCGUGUUACCGCAGCCAACAGCACAAGCGCCAUCUGCGCCAUCUGCGCCAUCUCCACCAACUUCAACGCGACCUGUUCAACCUGGCGGCGUAAUAUACCAGCAGAAAUCAAGCGAUAAGCUGAGAGGAUUGUUUCAUACUGGGUCCACACCAACAAGCACGGCGAUCAGGAAAAAGUCCGAGAAGCGCCUCCUCUCUAUCGAUAACAACAGCAACAAGAAAUUUAAGAGAAAGAGGAGAGACGGGUUUAGUGGUGGCUUUUCUGCCACUUCUGGCACAUCAGCCAACUCUCCCACUUCAAUUAACACGUCUGACGACUUUGUCACCCGCUCGCGCAAGUCGCUCAGAGAAUCGCCAUCGCCGUCGCCGUCGCCGUCGCAGCUUUCUAAACGUUCUCGGACGCAGCCUCGUGAGACGGAGAAUAAGAGCGACAAUACACGGCCAUUGAUACACGCGAUGCACGCGUCGGAAAGGAAAAAUCUCGCUACUCCCGUUCACCCCAUCAACCCUAUCAACCCCACUAUGAGCUCUGCCGACAGCUCGCAUGAGUCGCUGCUGCCAAAGAAAUCCCCUCUCCCUCCUAUCAAGAAAGGAUCAUUACCUAGCUUCAGAGGCGUGCGCGACUUCAGACCUGACACCGCCAAUAACCACUCCACACCGCAGAAGGUGAGCAAGAGCGAGCAGGAGAAGGAGAGAGAGAAAGAGAAACCCAAACUAAUCAAUAAUAUGCGACAGACUGAAGUUAAGUUGCAAAAAUCACAACGACGGCCGCAACCAAAAUCAAAACCACAACUGCAACCACACCCGCAACCUCACAAUGUGGAUGAAGAGAUAAAGAUGAGCAGAGAUUUCACCAGAGAUUUGGGCAGAAACUUGAGCAGAAAUUUGAGCAAGACGUUGAGUAGAGACUUGGGCAAAAACUUAAACAGCAACAUUAUAGAAUUAUCCUCUGAUAGCGAAAAUGAGGUGGAGGCCACUACAAAAGCCAUCCCAUCUAGCUCUUCGUCUUGCUCUCCACCGACGUCUAUACCUGAGCGUUCUUCGACCGGGCAUAGAAAGAAGACACGCAAAUACUCUCCACCUGAAACGAAACCUGUUCUCCCACCAAACUACAUGGAGAAGCCCAUGUUGGAGGAGUGUAUGCAGAGUAUGCAAGGUACGAACAACAGGAAAACGUGCGACUCAAUACACGCCAACACUAAUACCAAUACACUCCAAAAUGGUCGCAACAGAAUAUGUAAAGAUAUCAAACCAUUCAAGCAAUUCAAGCAGCCGUUCAAUGAGCGGAUGAUCACCGAUAGAGUCAAUGAUGAGACGAUCGAAGCGAUGCUACAGAUAACGGAGGAUGAACACAGUUUCCACGACCCCAAUGCAUCGUUUGAGCAGCGAAAACGCGCUCAGCUGGUGACACUUGAGCGAGAAUCACGCGUAAACACAACCCAAGUCAUUGAAGGCCCUGCAAAAAAACCAGCUACAAUUGAACAAAUCAUCAAACCCGUUUUCAUCAAUAUGCCACGUGAGCAGCGGGAGGCAUACAAAAGAUAUGACGAUAAGCAGUAUAGUCAGGAAGAAAUAGAUAAAGCGUCGGAGCUUGAAGCGUGGAAAUUAGCCGAGAAACCUGAUAAAUUUGUUGGGUUGAAGUUUGUCGGUAGCUUAAGAAGGCAUCCUAGAACAGGAGAGGUUUUGAACAGCAAAUCCCUCGAGCAUACAUUCCUCGCUCAUAUAGAGCAGGCUGAGACACUUAUGGAUAACAGAAACACAUUCUCAAUUCGUAAUGAUGUUGACAGCGAUCCUUGUCCGCCUGUCGAGUUUAUCUACAACAACAAACCAUGUUAUGGCAGCGGUGUGCCCAAGAACAACGAAAAAGGUCAACGGCGGUGUGGAUGCAAUGGUAAAUGCGAUCCGUCGACAUGUGAAUGUUUCCAGCGCCAGAAGUACAUCUUUGAAGGCUUCUGCGAUCGUUAUUGUGCAUACGACGAUGACGGACUGCUAAAUACAAGAGACUUGCCGAUAUUCGAAUGCAAUGAGCUUUGCGGGUGUGACGAUAGCUGUCAGAAUAAAGUCACUAGUAAACCGACCAACUUCAACUUGGAAAUAUUCAAGAAGGAGAAGAUGGGAUGGGGUGUGCGGACUCGAAGAAAGAUACAGAAAGGACAGUUUAUUGCUGUGUACUCUGGAGAAUAUAUCACAAACGAUAUGGCUAUACAUAGAUCAGAUAUAUAUGAUAAGGUCAACCGGAAAUACGAUUUUGAUAUCGAUUUUUACCAUCUGCGGAAUAAAAAAAUGUAUGCUAAGGCAACGCAAUGCAACAAGAAGCGGUUUGAGAAACUGAGUGAAGAUAGUGGCGAUGUACUUGGUAAUACAAGUACAGGUACUGCCAACGAAGCUGGCAGACCACUUCAGUCGCUCAUCAGCCCGCAGAAGGAACUGCAACAGUACCGUGAUAUUGACUUUGAUUUACAAUCCUAUUACACCAUUGAUGCCUUUUUCAUCGGAAAUUUCACCCGAUUUAUCAACCAUUGUUGCAAGCCUAAUUUAAUUGUGCAGCCCGUCUACACUGUGCAAACCUCGGUCGAUCUUCCUUUCUUGGGAUUCUAUGCCUUGCGGGAUAUCAGAGAAAACGAGGAGCUGUCUAUAUCAUACAUGGGUGUCGACAGCGACGAAGAGGAUGUUGAGCAAGCACUCAGCAGGAAAAAGAAGAAGACAAAGAUAAGGUCAAAGAAGGCAAAGAGAGUCCUAGACGAUGAUGACAGUAUCUUAGAGGAAGCCGUACCAGAAUGUUUCUGUGGGGCACCGAACUGUCGUGGUAAACUGUUCAACACGCAAAAUAAUGUAGUCGAUAAGUAG
Wallemia ichthyophaga EXF-994 is the source of this 4020-nucleotide messenger RNA. RefSeq names its product Splicing factor U2AF-associated protein 2. Gene Ontology annotation, molecular function: histone methyltransferase activity; RNA binding; zinc ion binding. Bases 1 to 4020 code for a protein of 1339 amino acids. NCBI's taxonomy places the organism in Eukaryota, Fungi, Basidiomycota, Wallemiomycetes, Wallemiales, Wallemiaceae. The record is from RefSeq and is a predicted model, not a curated record. The transcript is spliced from 18 exons. Gene Ontology annotation, biological process: mRNA splicing, via spliceosome. Gene Ontology annotation, cellular component: U2 snRNP; nucleus; U2-type spliceosomal complex.